Corticium candelabrum is the source of this 1501-nucleotide messenger RNA. RefSeq lists its product as uncharacterized. The record is from RefSeq and is a predicted model, not a curated record. The transcript has 12 exons. Gene Ontology annotation, molecular function: double-stranded DNA binding. Lineage: Eukaryota; Metazoa; Porifera; Homoscleromorpha; Homosclerophorida; Plakinidae. Gene Ontology annotation, biological process: regulation of DNA-templated transcription. Bases 60 to 1406 code for a protein of 448 amino acids.
AGUAGAGUCGUCGCUGUCACUCAUUUCUAUUUAUCCGGGACUCUGUAGUCACGUGCGGCAUGGUUUCUUGUUGGCUCCGACGGUUGUCGAGCAAGACGUGCUUUCCUAAGAUCUUACGGUUGAGGCAAGUAACAAGUACUGCAACGCAGCAGGCGGAGAGAAAGAGACAGCUGACGGCUGCAGAAGAGAUAUCCGACAUUCUCAAGUCGGAGGGCGCCGUCAGUAAACAGAAGCUACAAGCGUUUCAGAGAACACAUUCUCGUCUGUUCGGUGUGUCAAAAGAAGAAUGGUUGAGGAAGCGAGACUUGCUAGUCAGAGCUGGAAUGAGCGGGACAGAAGCCGGUAGGAUUGCGCUCUACUUACCUCCAGCUCUCGGUUUUAGUCUGGCCAAGCUGCAGCAUUUGGUGAAGCUAUGCAAGCAGUAUGAUUUGAAUAUGAGCCGUAUCUUGAGACGUGAUCCUCUCGUGGUGUCUUUACCGCGAAAUCUCUGCUCCAAACACUUGAAACAGUUGAGAGAGGUUGGAUUCAAUGAGACAGAACUGAAACAGCUAGUUGAAGCUUAUCCAAUGAUUUUGGGUCUCCCGCUAACCAACUGGGCACUCAACAGAAUUCAAGAAUUGAAGGAAAGCGGAUUUAAUAUGAAGAGUAUUGCAACGUCACUUGAAAGCAGCUUUGUACAGAAUGUACCAGCAAUAGCUACUGAUCUGACUGAUGAGAUGUCCGAGAUGGUCAAGUAUCUUGUCAGCUUGGGCAUUAGCCCAGAAGAACCUUUGGCCAGAAGAAUAGAUCCCACUUCAUUGGAUCACAUUAGGAAUAUAGCCGAUAUCUGGGCUGGACCUCCUAUCUACUGUUCAUCAAUUCAGCUGAGAAGGUUGCUGCGUCGAUCCGUGGGGGUGUUGCAACAAUGGACUGAGGAAUAUCUCGCUGAGCAGCUUGAGGUGCUCGUCGAAGUAGCAGGAAAUCCUUAUAUGUGCAUAUCUAGGUUGUUGGAUACGCCUAAGCAAAUUAUUGAUGUGUUAACUCCACCAACGACGAUACAACUACGACUAGAAGUGAUGAACAAUUAUGGCCUUAACAAGUCUGAUCAUUGGAAAACAUUGUGGCUUCGUUCACUCUAUUUUUGUAAAUCACUAACAGAUUUGGAUACUCGCUUGCGGCUCAUCUUCAGCAAAGGUGACAUUUCUCUCAACGAGUUUCUACGGCAACCCAACCAGUCAUCACUUAUUGAUGUAGAAGAUCUUCGUUCUCGACUCAGUUUCAUUCGGAAACAUGAUGUGUCUUUGGUGACAAGAAUAGGAUUAGAUACUGUUUGCAGUAUCAGCUCAAUGAAGCUAGCAACAUUGCUUGACAAAACGGUUGAUGAUUAUCGUGCAUUCACAGCAACCUUGGAGUCUGGUGAUGAAUGAUUAAUAACAGAAUGACGAAUUACUAUAGAUGUUUGUAGAUAUCAAGAGUAAUAAAUCACUUGUAACCUUUGUCUCACAUGUCUGUUUAAUGAAUU